This is a messenger RNA of Penicillium vulpinum, 2454 nucleotides long. RefSeq names its product LYR motif-containing protein. Bases 1 to 2454 code for a protein of 817 amino acids. The record is from RefSeq and is a predicted model, not a curated record. Gene Ontology annotation, cellular component: L-cysteine desulfurase complex; mitochondrion. The transcript has 5 exons. NCBI's taxonomy places the organism in Eukaryota, Fungi, Ascomycota, Eurotiomycetes, Eurotiales, Aspergillaceae. Gene Ontology annotation, biological process: iron-sulfur cluster assembly.
AUGUCUGUUGCACCCUUGCAUCGUGAGACUGCCUUCCAGGCACGAUCUUUGUUCCGCUCCCUUAUGCGUUAUUCUGGACAGUUUUCCAACUACAACUUUCGUGAAUACGCUCGCCGGAAGACAAGGGAUUCAUUCCGCGAGCACCAAAACACCACAGAGGAACGCAGGGUACAAGAACUGAUCCAAGAGGGGCUUCAAAGCUUACGCUUGCUGAAGAGACAAACUGUCAUCAGCCAGUUCUUCCAAUUGGAUAAGUUGGUGGUGGAAGGUCAGAAGACAGGAAAGGAAGCUGGGAACCAUGGAGGUAUUGUUCGCCAGAAGGACACUGGAGCUUCGCGCUCAGGGCGACACCUUGACGGUGCCCCGAACCGUACCCGAACCGGCCAAAUCGAUCACGAUGUCUUUGAGGGAUUGCCAGUACGUCGCUGGUCCCGACAGCAGCACACCUUAUCUCAAGCACCCAAGCCCGAUGACUCGGAAUUUGGUGUUCAAGGUCUAGGCGGAGGACCAACGCUACCAGAGCUCCCUAUGCCAAGAGACAGCCAGCUCUUGCCGCCAAUCAGUCGCGCACUCCUGCGGGCAGCCCGUGCCGGAUGUAUCCAUAUCCGCCAAGGCAGCCGAGCUGCCGAUGAUGAGGAGAAAAGCGUGGCAGAUGCAGAAGAGUCGGCUUCAGCAUCUCAUAUGGCCGAUCGGAGCUUCACAACCCGCAAAUGGAUGACGCUUCCCAAGCACCUCGAGCCUGCGGAGGUGGAGUUUCUGGCAAAGAGGCGGCCUGGUCUUUCAUCUCUUUAUGGUGCCACUGCUGGUACAGAUGGAGGCUCCGCUUCUGGGCCUAUGAGGAGGACGAAAUUCCAGAAAGUUGAUCCUGAAACAGGCAACAUCUCUAUCUACGAGGCGUGGGUGCCUGAGGGCCAUCGCAUUGAGGGAGAGGUUACUGGCGAUUUGCAGACGAUUGUCGAGCAGAGCCAAGUUCCUGUGAAGCCUGAGGCGCCUGCACCUGGAACAGUCGUCGAGGGGGUCGGUAUUGUCAAUGCUGAGGGUGUUGUUGUUGCGGAGGCUGGAUCAGCAGCUGUAAUGACACCCCCAAAGCGACGUCCACCUCCACCUAAACGAAAGGGCAAAGGCAUUGGAAAGGGCCGGAAGAAGAAGGUCAUGUUUGCGCCUGGCGAAGGAGCUGAUGCUGCGACGGUACAUGGAGUCGGUCCUGCUACCGGCAGUGGGGAGGGCAGCAUCAAGGAAGAAGGCCAGCAGGAUGUUUCACACAUGUCCAUUGACCAGGCUGGCCAAGACGAAGAUGAUGAAGACGGUGACGACGGCGAUGAGAGCGACGACGGUGACGACUCCAUGAUGGACGCGAAGACUCCUGAUACCCCCCAGCCUCUGUCUGGCACAGAGUUCGUGGAUCAGCCUUCAUUCGAAACUCCCGCUUCGCAAUCAGUUGAUAUCGAUAUGUCAGAUGCCGUUCCUGAGACUCAGCCUUCUGCCCGCGAGAUUUCUUUAACCGAAAAGGGGAUGCCUUCACAAAACCAGCCGAUCGAGUCAAGAGUAUCACAGGCUGAAAAGACCCCAGACAGGGAGUUCGGCCCCAUAGCUUCGCGUAUCGCCUCAGAGAAGGCUGGGGUCAACGAUUUGAAUGACAAAUCUGUCAUUUCGGAGUAUAACAAGACUCCCACUUCUUCUGCCAUAACAGCCGCAACAACAAAUGAAUUAAGCCAGCUUCCAGCUGCAGUUGGCGAAGCUCAAUACUCAGAUAUCAAGGCGCAGAGGGAAGAGGAAGGUAUAGAUCCGACGGCUGACCUUGCAUCAAGAGAAGGACCUGCUCUCGCAAGCCAGCAGGAAAACGCGACUGCUCUGCCACCUGUCAGCCCCGAAAAAUCCUCAGAAACCCCAGUAACACGACCUUCGACCGCACUACAGACACUUGAGCAUUCAGAGCCAGAGCAGACCGCGGUAUCGACAGAUGCCUUGGCAGAGACUCGGGAGCUUCAACGGAUUCCAAACGAGCCCAUUUCUCAUGCCGGCACACAAGAAAAGCUAUCGAGAACCAUCGAGCGCGAACAACCAAUCUCCUCCAACUCUUCUGGGCCCAGUCUACACUCAGACGAAGCAAAAGAUGUCGAGAUGGGAGAUGCCCCAGCACCGGAACAAACCCAAGGACUAGAUGUCCAGUCUUCCCCGAACCCAGACUUGCCUGGAGCACCACCAACCGCAGAGAAACCACAGUCCAAGCCCACUCCAGCGGACACUACAGCUGCUCUCGCAGGUCCCGGUCUACUAGAGAAACAAACGCUCGCCGCAGACGAAGGGACAGGAGCAGCAACCGAAGCAAGUGUCCCUACGCAAGGUGUCGUCACCGAAGCAGGGCUACAAGAAGAUUCUCGGUCUAGGGAAGCUGAAGCCAAUGACGAAUUCGAGCAACACGCAGGUCCGAUCCCCAAGGCUGGCUCGUCUUAG